GCUAAAGGAGGAACCUGGGUGUAAAUCUUAUAUUGGCAUGGACUACGGCAGGGUGACCUUGGAACAUAUAGUUCCUCAAAGCGAUAAAGGCCUGGACGGGGAACCGGACCGAGAGUAUUUACGGAAACACGUGCACCGCUUAGGAAACCUAACGCUUCUGGUGGACCGUCAUAAUUCGUCUCUUGGCGAUAAGCCUUGGAAUGAAAAAAGAAAGGGAUAUGAAGUGACUUCUACUGGCGCCGCCCAGCCUUUCGAACUGACCAGAAAGGUGCUGAAAUUGGAAGUCGAAACAAAGGAAGGCGAUCUGGUCACAGGACGCCACUGGAAGAGAGAGAGUUUUGAGAAGAACAAUAGUUACUUGCUGCAGAGCAUUCGAGACGCGUAUGCAAUUGACUUUCUCGAGCUGGACGAGAUUCCAGAGGACCAGGAAACCUCUAAGGAUAAGUCCGGAGCUUGAAGAUCCGGAGCUUGAAGAUCCAUUCGAUUCUGGGAAGUAUGACACCAGUUUGCUUGAAGCAUUCGAGGAAAAUGGCCCGGGAUCGCCAGUUGUGGAAAACCGACAGACAGAGCUUACUCAAUCUGCCAUGUCGGGGCCGGCGGAGAUGCAGCUUGAUAACGUCCCAAUGCCGACCCCCGGGGAGGAAACUGGAGCGCAACAACUGAAAGAUGAGGAUCAAAAUGACAACAACCUGGAAUCACGAAUGGUAGAAGACCAAAACCUGAUGUCAGUGGCGCCUGACACAGAGCCAGUUGUUCAAUCUACAAUGAUGGGGCCGGCAGACAUGCAGCUUGACCACGUGCCAGUGCCGGAGCCCCCGGAGGUAACUGAAACGCAAAGACUGAAAGAUGAGGAUGCCUGUGAUGUUAUGGAGUAUACGAACACCCGCCAAGCACUCCAAAGUGAACACGACUUGGAAUCGCGAAUGGUAGAAGACCGAGACAUUCCCCGAUCUGCGGGGUCAGCGGCGCCUGACACACAGGCAACUGUUGCGUCUAGCGUGCAUGAAAUGGAACAACGAGAUAACACCGAGGUGCUGAAAAGGAAGCGACCGCGGAGAGGCUGUGCCAAGGUCCUCGUAUGUGGCAGUGAUCGAAAAGUUCGGGGCAUAUGCGGCUUGCCGCGGGAUGAAAAGGGCAGCUGUGGGCAAUGUCAUCACAUCUGCGAUGAUGCCACAUGCAGGAGCUCAAACGAUGAGCAUCUUCGACGAUGUAAGAAUGCCGUUGCGAAAAAGACCACCCAUCUAUGCGCGACAUGUGCCAUGGAUAAGCCUAUCAGAGACCUCCGAUCAGGUUUGUCCAAGGUUACCCGUGAAUGGAAAGAAUGCGACGAGAGACUAUCAUCGGAAUUGGCAGAUCUCAAGACUGUGGCGGUCCCGGAUAUGAAAAGCUUCCGAGCUUGGUUGCGAAAUCUUCGCACCGACAAUGAUUUCAAUAAUGCCAUUCGGACGGUUUUGACGGAGAGGGGGACAUUUGACGACAACGGUUUUAAACCCGAUCUCACUCGGAACUGGGUGCGUGAUACUUUAAGUGAUGCGAAGGACGAGAUACGUCUCCUAGCAGAUAUUCGAGUAUGCACGGGUUUGAAGUCUCUGCUCCAGGGAAAACAGUGUGACAUCACAGAACUGCCCGAAAAUCUCGCAGAUGACAUAGCUUCAGGGAUCAUAUGCCUCUUCUCAGCAAAGAAGAUGAAGCCCUUCAAAGCGUUGGGUUAUCAUGACGAGAAAUUUGGACAGAAGAUAGAGGUUAAAAAACUCAAAAAAGCUCUUAAAAGCGUGGAGAGUACUCUCUCUCGACAAGUAAAGACCGGUAAAAACAAACGGAAGGGGGCCCCAACAUAGUUUUCCUGCGGUUCCGCCAAACCUCAGUGUCUAAAUCAGGACGAUUGAUCUCAAGGAUGGAAAUUUGCAUCGAUCUGUGCACGAUUGAAUAAGACCUCAUAUUUGAAUGGAUCGACCUACUACAUUCCAGGGGGUUGGGCAGACCCAUUUGAUCCCCAGGACGCGAUGUAGGAUCAAAACGACCUCGCUCUAGCUGCGUAGAGAUAGCUUGUACCAAGCGUCUUCGACCCCAUUCACUCAAAGACCUGCAAAUCUCCUAUGUAGUUGGCUGGCUGCCUUCAAUCGCUGA
Molecule: messenger RNA, 2127 nt
Organism: Fimicolochytrium jonesii
Lineage: Eukaryota; Fungi; Chytridiomycota; Chytridiomycetes; Spizellomycetales; Powellomycetaceae
Exons: 6
Coding region: 384-1838 (484 amino acids)
Source: RefSeq, a predicted model, not a curated record